AUGACGACUCCUCCACUUCUUCGUGUUCGUCGUCAAUUAAGUGUUGCAUUAUAUGGUCAAGUCCUUGAAUGUGAAUUACCUGGACAUGAUGAGCCAGUUGCAGUAAAAUGUCUGUCACUUAUGCAAGCACAUGAACGUCAAAGUCAAGUGCGUACUGCUCGAGAGAUUGAUAAUCCCAUUCAAGAACAACGAGUGGCAGCCCUGCUUGUAGCUAAUGGAGGACACUGUAAUGUCGUACAGCCUUAUUUGCACUUUGUUUACGAUGAAACAUUGUAUCUUGUGAAUGAACUUUGUGAAGGUGGAGAUUUGCACUCGCUUGUAGCAGAACGUCUUGAUGCAGCAAGAUUUCUAGAGGAACAUGAGGUUUUGCCACUAAUGGAACAAGUUUUAGCAGGUGUUUACUAUUUACACACAAUCCUAGGCGUUGCACAUCGAGAUUUGUCUCUUGAGAACGUCCUCAUAAGUCGUGGCGUAUGCAAAAUUACAGACUUUGGACUCUCCACGGACGCUCGACGUAUGUGUGACGGUUGCCAAGUGGGUAAAGAGUUUUAUAUGGCACCAGAAGUCGUUGCAGGAGAGCGAUACGAUCCUGUGCUGGCCGACGUGUGGUCACUAGGUAUCAUGUGGUUCAUUCUACUGACAGGUUCACCAUUGCUGUCACUUGCAUCACCAUCUGUAAAAGGCUUUAAGGCUGUCGUUCAACAUGGUGUAGGUGCUGUAAUUGACUCAUGGGGUCACUCAAAUCGUAUAUCAAAAAACACCAUCAUGCUAUUGGAAAAGAUGCUUCAAAUUAACCCUCAACGUCGUAUAUCGCUCUCUCAAGUGCUAGCUCAUCCUGUAUUUCAUUAA
Molecule: messenger RNA, 849 nt
Organism: Peronospora belbahrii
Lineage: Eukaryota; Oomycota; Peronosporomycetes; Peronosporales; Peronosporaceae
Source: the annotation of a GenBank genome assembly